Telopea speciosissima is the source of this 1688-nucleotide messenger RNA. RefSeq lists its product as uncharacterized. The transcript has 7 exons. The coding region runs from base 268 to 1683 and encodes 471 amino acids. NCBI's taxonomy places the organism in Eukaryota, Viridiplantae, Streptophyta, Magnoliopsida, Proteales, Proteaceae. The record is from RefSeq and is a predicted model, not a curated record.
CAACCCAUGAACCCAACUCUUUAUAUCUCCAUACCCACAUGCGAAAAACUCUAAAAAACUCCUCCAUUACUGGGUUUCUUUAAUUAAUCAGCUCGUGCCUGCAACUGCUAGGCCUGCGUGUCAGAUAGAAAACCAAGGUAUUUGAAGCUCGGAGAGAGAGAGAGAGAGAGAGACACAGAGAUUUCUUAAUUUUGGGUUUUGAAAGCUUUGAAAACAGUGAGGAGGUGAGGGUGAAUUGGGUUUUCUGUGAAUGGUUAUUUAGUUUAGAUGGAUUUACUGAGAGAUGUGUUUCAGUGGACAAAAACUAGGAAUAUAUGGUGUUUUGUUGAUUACAGAAGAAGACAAUGCCAAUGUAUACAAAAACAAACGGUUUUAGUGGAAGGAACAAAACCCAGAAAUUCCUCAAGAAUGGCUUCUAGCUGUUGCAAGAUCUCUUCAAUAAUUCCCAUUUUUGUUGGUUUUCUUCUUGUUGCUUCUUCUCUUAGUCCCGUAGUAGUAUCGACUUCGAUUGCAUCACAAAACGACGAGCCGAAGCUUCAGACCAACCAGACCUUCCGACCUGGAGAAGAGUUGCAGAAGUUGAAGAGAAUAAGAGCUCAUCUCAGAAGGAUCAACAAGCCUCCUGUGAAAACAAUUCAGAGUCCAGAUGGUGACCUUAUAGAUUGUGUUCUAUCACAUCUACAACCAGCUUUCGAUCAUCCUGAACUGAGAGGGCAGAAGCCACUGGAUCCACCGGAGAGACCCAAUGACGACAAUCCGAUGGAUUCAGUGCCGGAAGGUUUUCAGGUUUGGUCAAAUUCAGGCGAGUUAUGUCCAGAAGGAACAAUUCCGAUAAGAAGAACCAAAGAAGAAGACAUACUGAGAGCAAGUUCUAUUGCAAGAUUUGGAAGAAAAAUUAGUAGAACAGUUAGACGCGACACUACGAGCAGUAACCACGAGCAUGCAGUUGGGUAUGUAAUGGGAGAUCAGUAUUUUGGAGCCAAAGCCAGCAUUAAUGUAUGGGCACCUCAUGUAGCAAAUCAGUAUGAGUUCAGCUUAUCCCAAAUGUGGGUAAUCUCUGGUUCAUUUGGAGAUGAUCUUAACACCAUUGAAGCUGGUUGGCAGGUAAGCCCAGAACUGUAUGGAGACAACUACCCCAGGUUCUUCACUUACUGGACAACUGAUGCAUAUCAAGCCACUGGAUGCUACAAUUUACUUUGCUCAGGCUUUGUUCAAACAAACAAUAAGAUUGCCAUCGGAGCCGCAAUCUCUCCGACAUCGGGCUAUAAUGGCGGCCAAUUCGAUAUCAGUUUAUUGGUUUGGAAGGAUCCGAAGCAUGGGAAUUGGUGGCUUGAAUUCGGGUCGGGUCUAUUGGUCGGGUAUUGGCCAUCGUUCUUGUUUAGUCACUUGAGGGAUCAUGCAAGUAUGGUGCAAUUUGGAGGAGAGAUUGUGAACAGCCGGCCGUCGGGUUUCCACACCGCGACGCAAAUGGGAAGCGGUCACUUUGCCGAAGAAGGUUUUGGGAAAGCCUCUUAUUUCCGAAACCUGCAAGUUGUGGAUUGGGAUAACAAUUUGAUUCCUUUAUCGAAUCUUCGGGUCUUGGCGGACCACCCGAAUUGUUAUGAUAUUCAAGGUGGAAUUAACAAUGUUUGGGGUAAUUACUUUUACUAUGGAGGUCCUGGAAAAAACUCCAGAUGUCCCUAAGGAAA